UUUAGUUCAGUGCUGAUUUCUCAGCGGUUUCUUGCGAUUGUAAGUUCGGCUGUUCUGAUAUUUGCCUGAUGAGUUUGAGUUUCUGACCAAAAGUCCAUGACAGGCACAAUUCGAAAUUGAAAAAAACUCAAUCCAGAUAGAAAGUUAUCCGUAUUUUGACCGACUGAGACCUUAAACUGAAGUAUAGCCCGGCCCAGGAUAAAAUACUGGUGUGGCUCUAGCCAGACGGCACGGACCGUACCUAAAUGAAAGGGCCCUCUCUAAAAACUGAGUUUUCAAUUACUAGUCGACCUGUGACCGGCUUUUCCCGAUUGGGAUUUAAGUUAUUUCUUUCGGCUUUUAAUCUAUAUCAGAUUUUACUUGAACACAGAUUUGUUCUUUAUUUAUUUUUUUACAAUUGGCUGUUGUUUUACUUUACAGUUUCUGGGAUUGGUUUGUAGUCAAUCUCGAUGCCUGGAGAACAAAAUGAUUUGUCCACGUGCAUGUCUGAUGAGCAGUUAAAGAAAGCCUACGAGGCUCUGGCGGAGUUUUUUCAAUUUGACAAUCAUGAGCAGGGUUUUCCCGUAAGCAGCGAAGGGGAUGAUCUUAAUAUUGGAGAGCUCUCGCCUAUUGAUUCUGAAGUAAUCUUGAGUGGAGACCUGUACUGUGACGCGUUUCCUUCCGAUUAUCCAUGUGGCAGCGGCUCAGGGCAAAUACAAUCAUCUGAAGUUUUGUGUGAGGGUGAGUUGGAGAACGCGGGCAGCAUUUGUAGUGCAAUCUACGAUCUACAAGAAGAGAAGCAGCAGCAAAAUGAACAGAUGAUGAGGAUGUAUGAAUGGCACAAUCGCCAAGAGGAGGGCGUCGAUUUAGCUCUGCAAGGUUGCGAAAUGCCCGAUGAAUUACCAAAAACUGCACAACAGAGGGAAACAACACCCGACGCCAAAAGAAAAUGGCCGGAACAGCAGCGAAAUGCAACAAAACAGCAAAAAAUACAAGAUGAGCCAAUAAACCCUCAAGAGUUUAAAUAUGAAUUGCGAACAAAACCUAAAUGCGAUAAAGUCAUUGAUUUGCAGGAGCAACAAGUUAGUGAAGGGCAAAGAACCUCAUCAAAAUUGAUGGAAUCUCCGGAAGUUCUGAAUUUUCCGAAGAAUAUAAUUGUGCGAGAGCAGAAAAAUGAUGGACAAACGACGAAAUAUCCGCCGAGUAACUCUAAAAGAAAUAAAUUGCAAAAAAAUCGAGAGGAGGAAGAUCAAACAAAGUUAGUUAAGCAGCAAAAAUUUUUAGACUUCAAACCAUCUGAACAACCACAGAAGAAAGGCCAGCAGAAAUUUAUUGAAAAGCAUCAAACCUGGCACUGUGAUCAAAGUCUGGAUGAAGACCAAAAACUACCUGAAGAACCGAAAGAAAUACCAGAGAAGAUACAGCUUGGACAUCGACAAAAACAAGCAAGAAAACCAAAUCCAGAACGGCAAGAGGUUCAGUUAUUAACACGCUUAGAAAAGAAAUUACGUAAAAAGCAGCAAAAAUUAUCAGAACAAGAAGCAGUGCAGAUACAACUACAUCAGGAAACGGAGCAAAGGGUGAGAGAGCAACAGUUAGAGGAACAGCGAAAUUUGGCAGAAAAACAAUGUUUGGGAAAACGGCAAAAGUUACGAAAAAAGCAGAAAAUAAAACAACGGCGAAAGUUGGAAGAAAAGCAGUUAAAAGAACAAAAAAAGUUGCUCAAAUUGCAAAAAGUGCAAGAGCGUCAAAAAUUGCAGGAACAAAAAAGUUUACAAAAACAUGAAAUGUUCAAGGGUAGACAAAAUAUGAAAGGUAUGUUAAAUUUGAAACCACAGCUGAUGUUUCCUGAUCAUUUGGGAGCUGAGCGAAAGUUGGGGGGAACUAGUAAAAUAGAAGACCAUCAGAAGCUGCGAAAAAAUCGAAGUAUGCUAGAACAGCAGAGUUGCGAACACGUACAGCAGACGGAGGUAGAAGAGUGGGCGAUUUCAAGUCCCAGAAAAGAAGGAAAAAUGGGUAAGCAAGACACGGAAGUAGACCGAGAAGAAGAGGAGGAGACGGAGUGUGAGGAGUUAGAGGAUGAAGACGAGGAUUCAGUGGCCAAAGGGGUUGAGUUGCGGGCGAUGAUGCUGAGGUACAGGGAUCAGCUGAAACGGGAGCAGGGCAAGGAAGCUCUGCGCAGGAUGAAGGUGGAGGUCGUCAUUCUCUCCAGUGACAGCGAGGAGGGAGAAAGAGAGCAAGAGAGAGAUAGCGAAAUCAGCGCAACAUGGCAACCGACGCCAGUUAUGCGAUUGUUCGAUAGAACUAUUGCAUUGCUGGCAGCUUCUGAAAUGUGGACUGCUCAUCGACAGCUAAGGCGAGUAUGGAGACAAUCUCGUGGGUGAGACCGCCGGAAAUCACGUACAUGGAUGAGACCCCACGUCCCACCGACAGAUGCUACAAUUCGUCUCCUGUGAGGCAUCAAUGGCGUUGUGGAGAAAAAGUGUCGCGUGAUAAAAGGAGAGAGAAGCUGAAGUGCAGAUCGGAUGUUCUCUCUGACCCUGAUACCCUGAUGGUUGGCAAUUCAUCUCAACGCUCACCUGCAGCAGAGUCGAAUGUCUACCCGGUAUCAGCAGGAUCUUCUGGAACAGUCCUGUGUGUUGAUCGAGCCACCGACUGCUCUUCAGACUCUGUGGUUGGUGUUGUGAGUGGGUUGGAGGGACAAGAGACAGGGAGCGAACACAUCUCAGCACUGCGAGCUUUUUGGGCCAACCCCAGACGCGCAUUGUCUCGAGUUACCCGCAGUUCUCAAGUGAGCAUGGACGAGAAAAAAGAGCUGGCAACGGUGCUGUCUAAUACCGACAAAAUAGAAGGCAAAGAGAAAAGAAGAUGUGGACAUGAUGCCCAUCAGAAGUGUGAGGCAUGCGCGGAUGAUUCGGUUGCGGGGAGCCAUUCAGUUGCUUCUUUGUCCAAUGUAUCAAAGCAUGACCCACUCGGUCUUUGUGCAGAGGGCUGGAGUGGCGAAUCUGUGCAGGACGGACAAAGUGGCCAGCAUUGUGAGGGGGUUUUCCCUGUUAGAAAGGAGGACGGGGAAAAGGUUAGGGACAUGUGGGCUUGCAUGGAGUGUGGGAAGCAGUUCCAUUCGAGGAAGGGGGCUGAGUGGCACUACCACGUGUUCCACAGGAGGAAACUGCACCUCUUUUUCCGCUCGUGGCCUCACUUCAGUAGUGCCACCAGCAAGAACGAAGAAGAGGAAGAAGAAAUGGACUCCGAGGUUAAUAAUGAUCAGCUAUAAUUGAUGAACAGAAAAAAAGCAAAUUAAAUUAAUUUAAAACACACUUGGACAUAUUUUCCUAUUACAAACUAGUUGAUAGUAUUUGAGUGUAAACACUUUUUUGGUGCUAGAAUUAUCCUUGUGCAUUUAAUGAUCGCUAUCACCAGCUUAAUCAUAAAUACAUAAUUUAUUUUUUAGAAAGACAAUAGAUUUGUUAAAUGAAAAUGAAGAUUUCUGUAUCAAAUAUAUUUAUAAUCUGAAUAAUUUAUUAAGGGUAUUAAAGUAAUUUAAAUGGAAAUACCGAGGAAAGUAAUAGUGAAAGAAACAAAUGCCAUGGGCUUGAUAAUGUUAUUGCGGAUCUCUUUAACUAUUUCCCCAACUAAAUAAAGGGGA
Symsagittifera roscoffensis is the source of this 3625-nucleotide messenger RNA. RefSeq names its product trichohyalin-like. The coding region runs from base 450 to 2363 and encodes 637 amino acids. The record is from RefSeq and is a predicted model, not a curated record. The transcript has 9 exons. NCBI's taxonomy places the organism in Eukaryota, Metazoa, Xenacoelomorpha, Acoela, Convolutidae.